This is a messenger RNA of Lagenorhynchus albirostris (white-beaked dolphin), 945 nucleotides long. RefSeq names its product spindlin-4. The coding region runs from base 76 to 825 and encodes 249 amino acids. Gene Ontology annotation, biological process: regulation of DNA-templated transcription; gamete generation. The transcript has a single exon. The record is from RefSeq and is a predicted model, not a curated record. Gene Ontology annotation, cellular component: cytosol; nucleoplasm. NCBI's taxonomy places the organism in Eukaryota, Metazoa, Chordata, Mammalia, Artiodactyla, Delphinidae.
CUGGAUAGUGCUGACUUUUUGUCAACUUAAUCUAGUAAGUGGUAGCGUUGCUGAGUCUCCUUAAAACCCCGAGCCAUGUCGCCCCCAACAGUGCCUCCGAUGGGCGUAGAUGGUGUGUCCGCAUACCUGAUGAAGAAAAGGCACACCCACAGGAAACAGCGGCGCAAGCCCACUUUCCUCACCCGUAGGAACAUUGUGGGCUGUCGCAUUCAACACGGCUGGAAGGAAGGCAACGAGCCUGUGGAGCAGUGGAAGGGCACCGUGCUUGAGCAGGUUUCCGUGAAGCCCACUCUCUAUAUCAUCAAAUAUGAUGGCAAAGAUAGUGUGUAUGGACUAGAACUGCACCGAGAUAAGAGAGUUUUAGCGCUAGAGAUCCUUCCUGAGAGAGUGCCAACUCCUCGCAUUGAUUCGCGCCUGGCAGAUUCCCUGAUUGGCAAGGCAGUGGGUCAUGUGUUUGAGGGUGAGCACGGUACGAAAGAUGAAUGGAAGGGCAUGGUCCUGGCGCGAGCCCCCGUGAUGGACACUUGGUUUUACAUCACCUACGAGAAAGAUCCAGUCCUUUAUAUGUACACGCUGCUGGAUGACUACAAAGCUGGUGACCUGCGCAUCAUUCCAGAUUCCAACUACUAUUUCCCUACAGCAGAACGGGAGCCUGGAGAAGUUGUCGACAGCCUUGUGGGCAAGCAGGUGGAGCACGCCAAAGAUGAUGGGUCCAAGAGAACCGGCAUUUUCAUCCAUCAAGUGGUGGCCAAGCCAUCUGUCUACUUCAUUAAGUUUGAUGAUGAUAUUCACAUUUAUGUCUAUGGUUUGGUGAAAAACCCCUAAAUUCAUUGUGCUAUUGCAAAAGUUGUGGAACUGUUAAAUAUGUCGUGCGAAAUUUUGAGAACAUUUUUGAAGUCAGAGAAUUUAUUAUUACUUACGGUGCCUCCAAAUCUUACAUUGACU